This is a messenger RNA of Patiria miniata (bat star), 15991 nucleotides long. RefSeq lists its product as uncharacterized. The record is from RefSeq and is a predicted model, not a curated record. The coding region runs from base 37 to 11871 and encodes 3944 amino acids. Gene Ontology annotation, molecular function: ubiquitin-protein transferase activity; ATP hydrolysis activity. Lineage: Eukaryota; Metazoa; Echinodermata; Asteroidea; Valvatida; Asterinidae. The transcript has 4 exons.
GGAAGCGAAGCCCACAACCAUAAAGAAACAGCACUGAUGACGGGGCAUGUAAUCUGGUUGAUUCAGAGUAGAAAGAUGCCCUCUUAUAGUGCUUGUAAACUGCUAUCGCCACAUGCACCGUACGGCCAACUAUGCCUGCGCUCAAAGCCUGUUGCAGACAUCAUUUCAGCCAUUGUUGAGACAGUAUCGGAAGAUCGAUAUGAAGUAUUCAAAGUUCUUGAUGACUUCAAAUUUUGGGAACUCAUCUUCCAGGCGAAAGGAGAAGCUGCCUCAGAAAUUCAGCAUGGAGAUAAUUUCCAAGCCGUAGUCCAAUUACUAAAUACGGUACAGCAGUCUUUUGUGGAAAUGUCUGUCUCGGUUACAUUUGUCCAGAAGCUGGUUCAGGCAAAUGGUUUGGACAUGUUACCAAAGUUGUGUCAAAUGGCAACUUCUGAUGGAGGAGGAGAAUCUACCAUGUGUGACCAGUCAUUCAAAGAUGCAUUGGAAGUGAUCAACAGACACAUAUGUGUCUUAAAGAAAUGCGAACAGUUUCUGGCAUUUUACGAGAGAUUUGCAAUGAAUAUCUGUCAAGACGACUUAGAAGCAACAAGGAAAGAAAUUCAUCUUCGCUGGCAAGAUAUCAAUUCCGAUAGCGACGUGCAAUUGAAGAAUCUCAUUGCUGAAGAUUACUGGGGUGUCUUGGAACCAGUUUGUCAAAUAUCUGAAGCAGUUUCUACUAUUGCACCCUCAAAAGUCUUCUUCAAUAUGUGCCUUUACAUGGUAGAGGGUGAAAGUUGUGACACUGAAGAGAGAGAACCAUUACAAGUCAACCCAUUUACUGAGCUGGUUUCAACAAAUUGCUUGCCAAAGUUCAGAAGUCUUUCUUUGGAUAUUGCCCAGGGGUGCGAGGUUGUAAUAGGUGAUAUCAAAGGUCCAUUUGAAGGGGUCUCUGAAAAAGAACUUUCUGGCGAGUUGGAUAUCAUGUCACGGUUCAUUGAUAAAACUAUCGAUGGCCAAUCGAAGGUGUUUCUAAAGAGUUGGGUGAAGCUGGAGCGCAUCAGACAGUAUGCCAAACAGUUGCAAUGUCUUUUCCGAACAUUCGAAGUACCAAGUAAAGCUAGUUGUACUCUUAUCGGGGAUGUUGAGAAGCUGCUCAGUAUAUUUGAGCCUACGAAUGCUGAGACGCCAUUGCAACAGGUACACCUUGCAGUAACGAGAAUUGAAGAUGUAGAUCGCAAGUUUACAGACGAAGACUGGCGAGCGAUACACGAACUGAUCAAUUCUGAACAGUUAAUUCAGUUCCUGAGGCCAAUCAUAGAUGACGAUCUCCGAAAUCUUACCGAUGCUGUUGAAGAGAGGUCCGAUUCUUUCGUCAACGAGUCAACGGUGUCGGAUCUUAUUGAAGUUCAGCGUUACAUGGGAUCUUUUCUGCGGGUCGAGGUUCUGGACACACCAGAAAAGCUGAUAGAGGCCAUUGCAGAAAGUAGAGAACUUGGCAUAAAGAAAGUAUCAGACAAGAUCAAGACCUGCAACGAUCAUUUCCAUGCUCUGAAGAACUUGUACAACAAUAUUGCACAACGGGGAGAAAUGACAAAGAAGAUCAUCCGCAAUGCCAUUCAUGGUGGUUCUUAUACCUUUCUGUUGAAAGAGGGUGAAGAAGUUUGCAAUGUGUCUAUGAGCUACGAAAGAGAAGAUAAUUCUUCGGCAACAUUUGAGAAAGAUGAGCUGAAUGACUUGCGGAGUAGAGCUUUACUGAUGGUGAACUCAAGAAUGUCUUAUCAGCCCCACAGCCAGGGAGAAGGUAAAGAAGAAAGUAUGUCCAAACUGCUUGAAGAAUUCAUAUACUGUGUAGAUGAAGUGAUUGAGAUUGUUGACCUUUGUUCGGGACUGGCCAAUUCGGGUCAAUAUCUUUUCAAGAGCUUUCAAGAACGUGUCACCGGUUGGGAAGACCUCCUCCUCCUCAAGCAGGAUUUGAAGACAAAGUUCGACUGCUGGACUGAAAUUCUCGAGUUAGCAAGGGGUGAAUACUACUUCUUGAACUUCUACCAUUCGAAGCAACUAUGGAUGCUGGACCAGUUUUUCAGGGGUGAGAUUGAUGACAACGUCGAAAUUGUCAAUCUUUUUCACUAUGUUAGCCCAGGCAUAAGUGUGGGCAGUCAACUGAUCCAGCAUUAUGAAGAACCAGAAGACCUUGCUGACGUCAAGGCUCGUGUGUUUCAAACAGGCAGGGCUUUAGAUAAGAUCUUUUCCAACUCGUCAUCAGAACCGAGGGAUAUCAACUGCCUGAAAUCAAGCCAGAAAGCAUCAGUCGACAACACAGUCCAACCCGGUAAUGUGUAUGUCGCAGAGCUGGACACUAACAGCACAAACUCGGUUCCAGUCCUUAUGACUUUGCUGAAGAACACAACAGGGAAAUACCCUCAAGCAAACCAGGUUCUAUUUUGCCACCCAGAGACGGCUUGGGAUGAGGUUUACCUACUGUUGCAAAGAUGUCGCAAAGCAUCAAAAAGAAACUCCAGUGCCCUCUACGCUCUCAUCAAUGUCGAACAGCUAACAACUGAAUUCCAGUUUAUGUUGGUGGAUGAAGUAAAGGAACUCCAGCAGAAUGACAGAGCUUUUCUGUUGGCUAUCAUUUGCUGCGGAGGGUGUCAUCAUCACAUCAUUGACCAGUUCUCUCCUCAUUACACUCAUCAAAUUCAGGGAAUGACUACGAACGAGAUGAGAGACUGUCUAGAGCAGGGAUGUCCGAAUGUUGAAGUAAUCACAUCUGAAGUGCCUGGUCUUGGGAAGUCAGAGUACAUUGCUUGUAAGGCGGCAGAGAAGAGGGAAAAUGCCAUUUUAUUUGAGAUUGGAGGCCCUUUGACGAAGACCGAUCUGGUACGACAGCUACUCCAAAAGUCCCCCUCUGAAUACCAAGCGCUGCACAUAGACAUAAGAUCGACGUCUGAUGUGAACCUAGUGGAUUCGUUCAUAUUCGAACUCUUGGUUGUUGGCAUGGCUGUGGCAGGUACACAUUUGUGCGAGUUGCGAUACAGUAAAGUCUUCAUUGAGAUUGCAAAUGCUCAUGAGCAUCAUCUUCGUGACUCUCUGAUAAACUGCUGUAACUUUAAGAGGCACCACAUAGAGUGGGACAAUUACAGUAGUUUCUUGGUGAGUCAGGAGGCCAAUAGCCCAGUGCAGGUAGUGUGCCACUACUUGAAAGCUGUCAAAGAUGGUGCUGUUGACUCAAAGGAAAUACACUUUACUGGGCCCUUGAAAGAUAAACUCCUCUCCGAUGACCAUUGCAGGCAGCUACUAAGAGAUAACUUCUCGCCAACAUCAAAAAUGGCAUUUACCACCGUCAACAUGUUUCUUAACGUCCUUGCCACAGAACUGAAGAAGAUGUCAGCAUCUCACUAUUUCACUAUUGAAGCUCUACGGGACAUGUUAGGGACAGGUCCACAUUGUGUGCGGUCUGAUCUUUUCAAGGCCCUUGAAGCAGUGGCACGAGAGUUUUCGUCAAGAUCGGUUGAGUCCAGUGGAAAACAACCACUGACUGGUAGAGAUGCUGCUGAGGCUUUAAGCGAACUUCAAGAGGGUGCAUCUGUUACUGCAGAAAAGAUGGUAGAGCGGGUGAAAGGCAUGGUGCAGUGGGCAGACAGUAACCAUCUGAUGGUAGUCUUUAACCAACAAGACACACAGACCUGUUCAACCCUUUAUCGUUUGCUUAGCCAAGUUCCUGACAGCGUCAAGAAUCUAUUCGAAAACCAGCUCGACAGUAAACUUCCAGACUACCAGCUUAUGUCACAGGCUGAGCUACAAACAGUGCUAGAACGAAUAUCCAGAACCACCCGUGAUGAGUUUGAUAGAAGCAAGCUUGGCCACUUGAAUACUAUGUAUGCUCUGACACCUGACAACAUGAUGAAGAUGGUGUUAAUUCACAUGAGGGUUAAGUCACGAGUCCCAGUUGUCAUCAUGGGUGAAACGGGAUGUGGUAAGACCACUCUUAUCACCUAUCUAGCCCGGAUCUGUGAGGUUCCUUUCCAUGUCCAGAAUUUCCAUGCCGGCGUAAGUAAGGAUACAAUCAUCGACUUCAUCGCCAAGAUCCGAAACAUUGCUGAGGCCAACUUGAAUCAGCAGAUAUGGUGUUUUCUAGAUGAAAUAAACACAUGCGAUCACCUUGGGCUACUAAGUGAGAUUAUCUGCCAUCACACCUGUCUUGGUGAGCAACUGCCGUAUAACUUGGUGUUCCUUGCAGCCUGCAAUCCCUAUUCACUGCGGAAAGGGAAGUUAAGCACGUCUGGGCUAACUGAAAAGCUUGUCUUGGACGAGCAGUCGAAGUUAGUGUACAGAGUACAUCCACUUCCAGAGGCUUUGAUGGAUUAUGUCUGGGAUUAUGGGGCUCUGAAUGCAAAGGAUGAGGAAGCAUACACAAGACGGAUGGUCAAUGACAUCAGGGAGGAUCUGAUUCCUCUCUUUGUUGACCUGUUGAUAAUGUCACAAAAUUUCAUCAAGAGUAACAUGGAAAACAAGUACUGUGUUAGCCUUCGUGACAUAAGCCGCUGCAAAUACCUUGCGAAGUGGAUGACAGAGAUGCUGAAUGAGAAAGGUCUUGCAAAACUUCAUCUUCCAGGCCAUGUCUUUGACAAUGACUCCAACAUUCGAGCUGUUGUCCUUGCUUUGGCUCAUUGCUAUCACUCGCGUUUGUCGUCAGCAGAGGACAGAAAGAGAUACAGAGAAGAAGUGGCACAACGUUUUCAGAAGAAGCAUCACAACGUGACUGAAGGGCUCAUUGAGGAAGUCAUCAAGACUGAGCAACUUGAUAUUCUCAACAGAAUGGAGCUUGAGGAGGGGAUAGCCAAGAAUGAGGCACUGCGGGAGAACGUUUUUGUUGUCCUUAUAUCCAUCCUCAACAGGAUACCAGUAUUUUUGGUGGGGAAACCAGGUUGCAGCAAAUCCCUUUCGAUGCAGCUUAUCAGGAGUAAUCUCAGGGGACCAGACUCAAAAGAUAAGUACUUCAAGACAUUGCCAGCCGUCUAUGUCGUUUCCUAUCAGGGAUCUGAGUCAUCAACUUCGGAAGGGAUCAUCAAGGUCUUUGAAAAGGCAAGACGCUACAAGGAGGCCAAUCCGGACAUCAUACCAGUUGUCCUCCUAGAUGAAAUAGGCCUGGCGGAAACUUCCUCAUUCAAUCCACUCAAGGUUCUUCACAGUUUGUUGGAACCUAGCACGGGUGACUUCCCUGAGAUGGCUGUAGUUGGAAUAUCUAACUGGGCACUUGAUGCUGCAAAAAUGAAUCGGGCUGUUCACCUGUCCAGGCCAGAGCCAAACGAAGCGGAUUUGUUUGAGACAGCAAAGUCAAUCCGAGAUGAGAGUACACAACGAAGAGCUUCUGAGACUGAUGCACACAAACCGAGAGAUGACCAGCAGUUGAAAAAGCUAGCCAAGGCAUACUAUGACUACCAGCAUAAACAAACACAUGCCAACUUCCAUGGCUUGAGGGAUUAUUAUUCUCUCAUCAAAAGUAUGGCAAUGCCACCGAGCACACAAGAAGGGCUAAGUUCUUUAGAAAGUGGACUUCGUCGAAACUUUGGAGGAAUUCGAUCAGAUAUGCCAGACAUCAUGAACACAUUCAUGGAAGCAUUGGAUGUUGCUCAAAACCCUGAGAGGCAUCCGUCAGCUUUAGACCUGAUCAAAGAAAACCUAGAAGACAAACAUGCCCGACACCUCAUGCUGAUCACAAGUGGAGACUCUGCGCUGAGCAUCAUAGAGAAAGUAUUGUUUGAGUUAAACAAGAAGCCCAUAAUACUCCUCGGAAGUAGAUUUGAUGAUGACGUAUCAGAAGAAUACAACUACCGUAUCCUAAGUAGGAUCAUUCUGUGUAUGGAAGAAGGCUACGUUCUUGUGCUCCGUGACUUGGAGAAUGUGUACAGCAGCCUGUAUGAUAUGCUGAAUCAGAACUACACAGUUGUGGGCAAGAAGAGACACUGUCGUGUGGCUUUAGGGGCCUACAGCAACCCGAUGUGUCAGGUACAUCCAGACUUCCGUUGCAUAGUCAUCGUCGACCAGCAGAAGGUCGAUUACUCAGAUCCCCCCUUGUUGAACAGAUUUGAAAAGCAGACGCUCACGUUUAUGGAUAUUGUCAGCGAUGAGCAGAAGCGGGCAAUAGACACCUUGCGUAGGUGGGUUGAGGACAUAUCCACAGUAGAAGAAAUGCAGUUUACUCCAAGUGAAGCUUUCUUGGGUUAUCAUACUGAUACCCUUCCUUCUCUGGUUGCUUUUCGCUGCCAAGAGAUGAGUAGUCAGACUAUGGACUUCAGAGAAAUUGCAGACACCUGUAAGCAAGACCUGCUGAAGAUUGCGUCAACUGAUGCAGUUCUACGAGCGACAAAGUCACACUUGGCAAUUGAAGAACAAGAGGAAGUACUCUGCAUCCAAAAGAAGUACCUAGAUCUUCCACUUAACGGUGGACUAAAGCAUUUCCUUCAACAUGCUAUCUUUGAGCAAGCUCCCUCUGCAUCCUUAGUGGAUGGUGAAUUCCAGAUACGUCCAUGUAAGCUGAUAGUGUAUACUUACUGCACUAUUCAUGUUGACUUGGACCAAUGUAUUGAUGGUCUGUUAACAAUGCAAGCUGCAAAACUGAGUCAGUUCAAAUCAGAGAGACAGCUUACAGAAGCACUUCAACGAUUCGUCGAGAGCGAUGAUCAGCUUUUCAUUCUUCAGUGCAAAACAUCUCUAAACGCACAACAUAUGCUCUUGGCCAAAUGUCAAAUUGACAAAUGUUUGGAGGAGUAUACAAAAGCUGGAUCUCCGCAAGGACUGAAGCACGCUUGUUUUAUAGUCCACGUAGAAAGGGAUCAGAAUAUUGGCGGAAUGACCACGACCUUUCCGUGGCAGUUCAACUUCCUGUGUGGUUGGCAACAAGUCACAGUUGAUUCACUGGAACAACCAAAGCUGCAAGUUGACGAAGUUAUCAAGAUGUCCAUCUCCGACAUCUGUGCCAAGUCGGUUGACAUUGACUCGGUCAUUAAGGAUAAGCUUCUGUGGUGUUUCUCUUGCAUCUCAUACGACCAUCGGUCAAAAACUGUAGAUGAGAUCCUCCAAUUAAUUAGAGGGGUGACUGAGUGUCCCGAGUUGCUACAGUGCCUGUCAAUGAAAAUCUUAGAUGACAUCAAGGAAGAGGUUGUUGACGGAUUUUCCAUUGACAAAAUGAGCUGGCAGGUGGCUGUUGCAUGUGAGGUCGAACUACUGUUUGAGUGUGCCAGUUUCAUCCUUGCACUGAUUGAGCAUGUGAAACGUAGAAUUAGCCAGCCUCUCUUUAAGAUCGUGUUCUUUCUUGAGGCACACAAUGCAUGGAACAGUUACUUGAACCGAGAAGAGUGCCAGAUAGUCUGGGAAACCAUGCUCAUGAAUCCAGCAGUUUGUGACGUUCGGUCAACAUCCCUUCCAGAUCCAAAAGGGAUUGAAUCAUGCAAGAUCGAUACACCUCCACCUGCGCUAUGUUUUCCUUUUUUCCACAAGCUCUACACCAUCAUUGAGGAGCACAUGAAGUUUCUUCGGGCAGAUGCAGUGGCAAAGCUUGUUGCAGAACAGUCUUUUGUACAGUCCGAAGAGAUGGUUGUCCAGUUGACCAGCAUCUUAAAUGGCGGGCUUCCGGAGGCUAUCACAUACGACAUGGCACAGGUUAUUGAUAACGAGUUCUUGUUGCAGCACAUCCAGUCCUAUCUGAAUGACUUAUGUAAUGUCUUCUCAAGCAUGUAUGUGAGCCAGAUGUCACUUGACAUGCGCAUCAAUACCACAAAGUUGCUCGUACAGCAUCAAACGUUGGGACUUGGCGAGGUGUGCUCAGCAAAUGAAGAACUGUCUAAGUGGCAUAUUGCUCUCCUCAUGAAUUCUGAGCUUUUUGCUGCCCAACUUCAGCUUUUGAACAUUUACCAUCUGGCUACAGGCAACGAUUCCGUGCAACUGCUAUUGUCAGUUCUUGGUACCAACUGUAAGAAGAGUGCGGUAAGCAUCUUAAGUCUAGAAAACGGCUUGGAUCCUCAUGAAGAUGAGCAGAGUGAAACAUCGGAGGAGUUUGUGGCCGCCAGUGAUGAACUGCUAGAUGACCUAGAUUCUGACAAUGAAUCUUUUGAGUCGGCACUUGAAAGUUACUAUGGGGAAACAGAUGAUAUGGCAUCAUUUGGUGGAGAGACUGAAGAAAGUUCACUAAAAUUCCAACUGGUCUUAUCUGUAUGCCAGUCUUUGCUGCCAAGCACAGGUAUUCUUGAGAAAUUCAGCGGUCAGGAAUCAUGGGUGCGGUUUGUCAACAACAUUUUGUUAUCUGCUGCAAGUAUUGAGGUUCGGCCCAGGGAACUCCAUUACUUACACUUUUGCAAGGACUUUGUCAACUUGAUCGCCUUGCCAAGUCAUCUUCCAGAUCAUUUUCUAGCUAGACUUGGUGAGCUGAUUGUCACCACCGAAGAGGUCAACGUUUUGGACAGCGAAAACAUUCUCAGUUUCGUGGAGGAGACUAUCAAGUUCAUUCAGCAAGAGAGCAGCAGCCAGUCUGAUACAAAAGAACACCACCUAUUUCUUUCCAAGUAUUUUGGUCGUUGCAUCGAAGCAAAUGUUGAGACUCCUUUGUUGAAGGACAUCUGCAGAUCUCUGGUCACUGAUGAUGGAAGUCUCAUCGAAGGAUCACGACUGGUGAUGUGGCGUAUCAUAAGAAGUGAAAUUGAUGAUACAGACCAAGAUACAGUGUUCACAGAGCUCAUCAGUGACGAUGUGAAUCGAGACAAACAUUCGGACAAUCUUGUCAUUUUAGACGACAUGCUUCAAAACCAACAAGAUGGGCUGAACUCUCAUUUUGCAACCGUCUGCUGUGAUUUGAUUGGGGAAUGUGGCUUCUGCAACCUAACAAGUCGAGGUUUGAUGGAAGGUCAUUCUGGUUACAAGACCACUUCCAUCUUUGCAAGCCGAGUGUUGGCUACUUCCACUGCAUGUUCGCUGAAGUUUGUUUGUGCGUUGGCAUUUCUGAGUAAGCUGUUCCGUGUUUUUGCAGAGAUAUUCACCGACAACAGCCGUUCUGGGAACUUUCUUCGAAGCGAGACUGCGUGUUCCCUUAUUCAAGAACUCAAAGGUUUGGCUGAUUUCUUAGGCAGCUCUGAAACACCAGUCGAUGUCCAUAAGUGGAUCUUGAAGUGUAUGUUUCAUCAGGACAUCAGUCUGUUUAACCUGAGUCAGGCAGUGUCUGUUCUCUCAAAGUCGGGCGUGAUCUUCCAAAAGAUCCAUUACCAAAGUCUUCUUCGUCCGGUUAUUGGUUACAGCCCCAUGAAUUACAUGGAGAAGUACAGUGACGUGAGAGAUGCAUUGGCACAGCUUCAUCGUCAAGAUGAUAAAGCUGGAAUGAAGGCUGUCAUCAGUAAGCUGGAAACCUCCCCAAAACACCGCCUUGCACUCAUGGCAGUGCUUGUCGAUUUCUCCUACCUUGUCUCAACAACACGAAACCUCAGUGACUCUGAGAAGUGUCAGGCUCAGUGGAUCAUCAAGGAAAUUGAAGGUACAAACCUCCACAAAACAGCAUGGUAUUGCCUCAUGAGAGGUAUUUCAGGGGUUUCCGACUUCAAAGGUAUACUGCAGCUGUCAAAAAAAUCUGAAGUGCAGGAUGCGCAACUGGCCUCCGUGCUAAUGCACCUUGCCACUGUCAUACUAGGUUCUCUGCAGCCGGGUAAAGAACAGGGUAUCUUUCACCAGCUCUUUUCAUCACAAGCUGUGGCCAAGAAAGGGACCUUUUUCCCGGGAUCACAGAAACAGUCUUCAACUGAAGCUGCACGCACCAGAACAGUGGUCUGCCAUUGUGGACUGCAGUUUGUGCAGGAUCUACGGUAUGAACGGUACCAAAACUGCCCAACUUGUGGUAAUUUGAUAUUUGGUAAUACAACGCCUGAUGGGAAUGUAAGACAACACACCCAAAGGCCAAGUGGAUACAGCUAUCCUCCUGUACUUCAGUUGUGGAAUACCCUUCAGGGAAACAAAGACAUGUCCAUUGCAUCGCAAUUAGUCACUGACUUCAUGGUUCAUGGGUGUCUCUAUCUUGCAGCUGAGGUAUUCCCAGAUGAUUUCAAGAAGGUUUCCUUUUGUGAGGGUAACAUGUUGGAGGCCAGAUUGCUGGAGUUGUGGUCAGUCUUGCCAUUGGUACUAAGAGCAAAUAGCCAAGACACCGCCGUGCUACUUCACUGCAUCAUAACGGAGUCUUCUGAUGUUUUAGUUUCUCCACAAUACACGGGUGCCUCAGCUUCCGUCAUAAAUCACCAAGAGAUGGAAAUACACAAUGUUGUUGAGAAGGUACUACAAAAUUCAACACUUGCCAAACGUCAAUUUUUCGAAGAUUCGUUCAACAUGUUUGGUACACCAGCUGAAUCGAUUAAUCACCACAUGCAUGAGCUGGAUAACAUUGAUGAGAGUACAAGCAAGAUUUUACCCAGAUCAUCUCGUAAGAAACGCGAGCCAUCACUUGAAGACCUCCGAGCAUGCUUCUGUAAUCACAGCAGCAACAACUCAGAGCGCUUUCCCUUUCUCCAUCUUGUACUGUCACGAAACAAUGCUCUAAAGUAUGUUGCCUUCCUCCCUGCCUUGUUGAGAUGGAAUUUGCUGGUGAGCAGUCACAUGAACCUUCAACGAGCCACACACAAAUAUGGCAACAAACCCAUCAGGGUUUUGCUUGAUGCUCAGCCAAAUAUGUCCGAGCCUUGGUCAGAUUUUAAGGAGGCAUUCAACGAGGUCUGUGCCACGUGGACUGAGCUCACUGGUGAAACGACCCGUCCAGACGACAUCACACUUGACUCCCAGAUCAAGGAGUGUCUCAUUCCAAAAGUGACAGAGGAAAACACCUUGAAGCGAAUGAUCAGGACUCUUCAAGAAACGCAGAAUUCGUUUUUGAUGCAGGCACUCAGUAUUGCUGCAACCACGGACUGUCCAGCAAUCAGCUUCCUCGUCAAGGACAGCCAUCUUGUUGCUGCUCCAACCAAACCUCUGAACCUUGUGAGAAGGAAGGAUGUAAUUCUACCCCCGUCUGAUGGAUGUCUCUGUUAUCACGACAUCAACACAGAGUAUGGACAUGGUACGGAGAUAUAUUAUGACCUGAACCAGAUUGAGAUGGAGGUGGCAUUAAGCACUGUACUGAACAAAGUGAUCAUUACUGAUGGAAGCACCUUCGAAGGCUUCAUCUUUGCUGAUGACUUGUACAGUUCAUCAACUGGCAUUCUUGAUGAGGUGGCAUCCAAGGUCGGGCAAGAACCCUUGCCAAAGGACAUUGUCAAUCGGGUCAUUCAAGGGGAUAGAAAACGGUAUGGUACGUUUACAAAUGACUUGCUUCAAACGGUAGAGGUACUCAUGGGUCUUCUCAAGAGAACUAGUGGUGACCCAGAGGCUACAUUGGAAGAUUUCAUCAGCAAGUGGAGCUCAGUUUUCUCAAUUCAGUCUGCAGACCUGCUAGGAUCCAUCAAGCUAAAGCACAUAGUUGCCCUUUACCACCGUUUGGAGGUCCUUCUGUCAGCUGCUGUCAUUCAGACCCUUGGUAAAGAAUAUCGUACAAAGCUCCCUACAAAGUCUGAGCACGAACUAGACAAAUGCUGCUCUGACUAUCCUCCGGAUGUUGUCACUCAGUUCAGAGACAUCUUGAAGAGGUUCGUUUUUCGCUACCUCAGAGCAAGACGGGACUUUCACCCAAACCGCAGCGAACGACUUAGAGAUCUUUUGGGAGGAAUGGCUGGAUAUGACCGUGUGAUCCCUCUUAUUCACAAAGACACUCAACUUUGCCACAUCGUGAACCUCUUAGAAUAUUUGGACAAGACGAUCCAGCGUAAAGAGGAAAAAGCAGUGAAGGGAAAACGCAGAGGAGCGAAGAAAGCAGCACCGUCAGCUGGCUUAUACUGAUGCGGUCACAAGGAACUUGGCACAGGGUACAAAGCUACCAAGAGAUUAGGACCGAGUAUCUACCAAGUUGCCUUGGAGUAAUGACUAAGAUGCUACUGAAGACUGAAUAGUAUCCAGUUCAAUUUGUAGAAUAAUAAAUGAUAAUAGCUUACUUGGACUUGACUUGCACUUGGACUCUAGUAGACAAGAUGUUGUCAAAAUGCAACACUGUUAAUAUGCCAAAUAAUAUUGUCACUUGAAGUAAACAGUCAUGCAGAUGAUGGCUUGUUAAACAUUUUUACUAUAACAGGAGAACAUGUAAUGAUUUAGGCAAGUGCAGUUAACAUAGUUGCUAUGCAUGACAGUGACUGAUUAAUGUUAAAGUGUUAUUGACUUUCUAAAUUACAGCAAAUGACACCUGAAUUCAGGUUUUUCUUUUUUAAGAUACAUCAAUUGGGAGAUUUGGAAAGAGGCCAUGCGAUUUAUGGCUCUUAAAUCUCAAACUGGAAGUUUCAGUAUACUAAAUGUUUUAAGUAGUGUUAGAUGUGUUAAGCCCUUCCACAAUAAUUAUCGUUUACAUGCCUGUAGAUAAUGGCUGUAAAUACUGAGUAUUGUAGUUUGUGAUUGAAUAGGAGACCAUGCAGUUGGCGGCUCCUCCUUCUAGUUUGUGAUUAAAUCGGAGACCAUGCAGUUGAUGGCUCUUCCUUCAAGUUUCAAGUUAUAUACAUGUAUUUGUGUUUACUUCCAGCAGAUGCUAGCUAUAUACGUUCAUGCAUGUACAUACUUAUUAAUUAAUACAUCUUAUUAAUUCAGACUUUAAGAAAUCCUAUCUUGUGCCUAUAGGAGGCCAUGCAGUUGAUGACUCCUCUUUCUGUAUUGAAGUUGCAACUUUCUGUGUUUUGGAAAGAAGUGUAAACAUUUUGAACCAAUACACUGUCCUUUACAGGCAUGCUGACGAUGGCUGUAUACAUGCAUUACCUUUUUUUUUUUUUCAAUGAUGAUUAUAGCAGAUGAUACGGUUUAUUACUUAGGGCUAUGUGAUUGAAUUGGAGGCCAUGCAGUUGAUGGCUCCUUGUUGUUGAAGCUGCAAAUUGACAUAUUUUUGUAGGUAGUGCAAAUUUUUUUUGCCAUAAAGGUUUUUCAUAAUAGCCUAUCAGUCAUGCAGAUGAUGACUGUAUAUCAUUUAGUAGAGUGAACUCUUUUCAAGUCUUUAACUUUUAGUAUCCUGAAGAUGAUGAUUGCAUUUAAGUAUAUUUUCAACAAAUAAGUACUUUGUCAGUGACUGAAUUCGAGGCCAUGCAGUUGAUGGAUCCUUAUUCCGUAACAGAAUGAAACAAUUUACUAAACAUUUUUGUAAGCAUUGUUAGAUGUAUUCAGCCAUUCCAAAACUACAUAUAGAUAGUCAUGCAGAUGAUGGCUAUAUAUGUAGUGAGUACAGUGUUUUCUGGGAUUGCAACUUGCACAUUUAUUCUUUCGGGAUGUAAUAGUCAUAUUUUUUUUUAAAGGAGACCAUGCAGUUGAUGGCUCCUCUUUCUUGUGAAGUUGCAGUUUGACAUUUUUUUGUGCACCUGCAGUGCUGGAUUUUUGUUGCCAUAAAUGUUUUCCAUAAUAGCAUAUCAGUCAUGCAGAUGAUGGCUGUAUAUUAAGUGAGUACCGUGUUCUCUGUGAUUGCACUUCGCAGUUCUAUUUUGGGAUGUAAUAGUCAUAAACUUUGUAUCUUGAAUAGGAGACCAUGCACUUGAUGGCUCCUCAUUCUUGAAGUUGCAAUUUGCUAGAUUUUUGUAAGUAAUGAGUAGAUGUGUUUUAUCCCAUUUUUUCAUACUAGCCAGUCCAGUCAUGCAGAUGAUGGCUGUAUAUUACGCGAGUACAGUGUUUUCUGUGACUGCAAUUUGCAGUUCUAUUUUGGGAUGUAAUAGUCAUAAACUUUGUAUCUUGAAUAGGAGACCAUGCAGUUGAUGGCUCCUCAUUCUUGAAGUUGAAAUUUGCUAGAUUUUUGUAAGUAGUGAGUAGAUGUUUUUUAUCCCAAUUUUUUUUUCAUUCUAGCCAGUCCAGUCAUGCAGAUGAUGGCUGUAUAUUAUUUAGAAGAACAAACUCUUUUCCAAAGUUGUUAACUUUCGAUACCCGUGCAGAUGAUGGCCGCGAUUGAUGGAUCUUCAUUUUGUAACACAAAGUAGCAAAUUUACUAAAUAUUUCUGCAUUGGUGUAUGGUGUCAGCCAUUCAUCAAUAAUAAUAUACUCAACACUGUUAACGGAGCACAGUGUAUUCUGUGAUUGAAACAUAGUGUAAGUAGUUUGAGAUGCCUACCUAGUCAUGCAAGUAAUGGCUGUAUAUUGCUUAUAAGUCAUUCCUGGAUUCUUUAAAUCCAUUUAAUAACCGAAGCAAUCAUAAUUGGUUAUGUGAUUAAAAACGAGGCCAUGCAAAAAUUGCUGAUUGCCGCUUAUUCCGCGAUGAGGUAUAGAAAUUGACAAAUAAUUCUUUAAGAACCGUGUCUCUACUUCUGCCUACACAGUGAUGCAGAUGAUAGUUGUGUAGACUUACUGUGUAGGGUAACAUUUUUAUCAUUAAGUGUAUUGUAGUUAAGUCUUUGGUCUACUUACUCAUUGCCAUGCAGUUGAUGGCUGAGGGGUUUUUUUUUUGGGGGGGGGAGGAAGGGUCGGAUGUGCAGACCACAUUCAGCAGUAAUACAGUUUGAGAUAGCUGUAUUCAACUCUUAAUUCAUGAUUUCAUAAUUAUUAUUAUUCAGAUAAGCAUGAGGCCAUGCAGUUGAUGGCCCCAUGACGUUGAAACGUAUUAGCAGUGUUAGACGUGUGGCAUAACAUUUUAGUGUGAUGUAUAUUGUAAAAUCUGAUGUUUGUUGGAAGUAGCAAGCUUUUUUAUGACUUUGCAGCCAUGCAGAUGAUGGUUGCCAAUAUUGAAAAAUUAUCUCUUUAAUGUGAGACAGUGUCAGAAAAAGGGAUGUUCAUUACACCUAGGCUAAGCAGUCGCGGUCACUGUUGUUAUUUUGUUUAAAGCCAUGCAGAUGAUGGCUUCAUUCAUUUAUGGAUUCAUUGUGUGUUUAAAAGUCAUGCAGUUUGAUGGCUUUUAAAUUCUUCUUAAUGUUUACGUCAGCCAUGCAGUUGUUGGCUUUCAACUUUUUCUUGUUUUCACAAUUGGUUUGGUCAUGUUAAAGUAAUAGUAAGUUAGAUGUGGAAGAAAAGUUGUAAUCCGAAAUAUGCUCAGAAAGCAUUGUGGUGCACAAAUGGCUUAUGAUCAUGAAAUCUAAUGACAUUCAAGUAACGGUUUACAUAAGAAUCGAGAAAUGUUUUACGUGAAAUGCGUUAAUUAUGCCGUGGAGUAAAUGGCAAAUUUACUUAGUUUCCCCUUCCAAUUGUCAUGAACAUGAUAGCUAAAACAACAUGAACAAGAUGUUGUUUUUUUGUGUAUUUUUGUGGUUUCAUGUUCUUUCUUCUGUUUAUGACAUUAGAUGAAGGUUGACAUAUGUGGGCGACUUUACAAUAUAAACUGGGUCAUGAAAAAAAAAUAAUGUUGAAAGUAAAGUAAGUAUUCUGAUUUUUGUGUGAUUACAAGGCCAUGCAGUUGAUGGCUACUUUGUGAUGUUUUAUUUGACAGUCAUGCAGAUGAUGGCUGUACCUUUAUGUUGGGAUCGUAAAAAAAUAUUAGUUACAUAAUAUGUUGUAAUAAUGUUUAAGAGAGAAUUUAUAAGUAGCGGCAGUUUAUUCUGACACCUUUUUGUAUUUUUUCUCAAACAAUCAAGAGGCAAAAACAACUACAAUUAGCACAGAUUGAAUCGUUGGAUUGAAAGUUAUUAACCAAAAACCCGUGGCAAAACAUGUUUGAAAAAUACUACGUCAAGUAAAAAAAAAAUCAUAUUAUCUAUACACUGAAACAGCAAUUUAUGCAAAUGAAAAAAACACAAAAAUAAACAACUUUGUAAACAUGGAGGAUACUGACAGGAUCACAACAGGCGUACGCGUAGGCACGGAUUUGAACGCAUUGUUAAAACUUUGAUACAUGUACCAUUACUUCAAUUUCAAGAAAUUGAACGAUUAGUUUGGUUUCUUGUUCUUAUCUGGUGAUAAAACUGUGUAAACCACUUGGUGUCACUAAUAUAAUAAAAUUCUUAUUAAGCAUCUACUUUAA